GAAGGAAAUCUGAGUGACGUGUCAGCGCGCAGCGGGUGGAGCGGCGGGCGGUUGGUGCACGCGGGUCCGGACAAUGGCUCACAGUUACCCGGAGGCCAAGCGGCUCGAGGUGAUUGAUGACUACCAUGGCUAUAAAAUAUCUGAUCCGUAUAGAUGGUUGGAAAACCCUGAUAGUGAAGACACAAAGGCUUACGUGGAAGCUCAGAAUAAAUUGACAUUACCAUUUUUGGAAAAGUGUUCAAUAAGAGAAAAGUUCAAAGAAAGAAUGACAGAACUCUAUGAUUAUCCAAAGUACAGCUGCCAUUUUCGAAAAGGAACAAGGUAUUUUCACUUCUUCAACACUGGGUUACAGAACCAAAGUGUGAUGUAUGUCCAAAAUUCACUCGAUGAUGCACCUCAAGUUUUUCUUGACCCCAACAAAUUCUCAGAUGAUGGAACAGUGGCUUUGAGAGGUUAUGCAUUCUCUGAAGAUGGUGAAUAUUUUGCAUAUGGACUAAGUACAAGUGGGUCAGACUGGGUAACCAUCAAAUUCUUAAAAGUUGAUGGUGCUGUGGAACUUCUAGACACCCUGGAAAGAGUGAAGUUCAGCUGCAUGGCUUGGACCCAUGAUGGAAAGGGAAUAUUUUACAAUUGUUACCUGAACCAAGAUGGAAAGAGUGAUGGGACUGAGACUUCUAUGAAUCUUCACCAGAAAUUGUACUAUCAUAAACUGGGAUUUCAACAGUCUGAGGAUAUAUUGUGUGCUGAAUUUCCAGAUUACCCCAAGUGGAUGGGUGGAGCUGAGGUAUCAGAUGAUGGACAGUAUGUUCUCCUGUCAAUUCGAGAGGGCUGCGAUCCAGUCAACCGACUUUGGUAUUGUGACCUGAAAGAGUUGCCUGAUGGUAUCAAAGGAAUUCUACCUUGGGUCAAACUAGUGGAUAACUUUGAUGCAGAGUAUGAAUAUGUCACCAAUGAAGGGACAGUGUUCACAUUUAAGACAAAUCUCACUUCUCCACAUUAUCGCUUAAUUAAUAUUGACUUCAGUGAUCCUGAUCCUUUCAAAUGGAAAACCUUAGUUGCAGAGGAUAAGAAAGAUGUACUAGAAUGGGCAGGAUGUGUCAAGAACAACUUUCUGAUUUUAUGCUACCUCCAUGAUGUGAAGCAUGCUCUACAGCUUCAUGAACUGGCCACAGGCGCACACUUAAAGACAUUUCCAUUGGACGUGGGCAGUAUUGUGGGCUACAGUGGGCAAAAGAAGGACACUGAAAUCUUCUACCAGUUUACUAGUUUCCUGACACCAGGUAUUAUUUAUUACUGUGAUCUGACCCAAGAUGAUUUGGAGCCACGAAUUUUCAGAGAAGUGACUGUGAAGGGAUUUGAUCCAUCUGAUUACCAGACUGUUCAGCUCUUCUAUCCAAGUAGAGAUGGGACACAGAUACCAAUGUUUAUUGUCCAUAAGAAAGGAAUCAAACUUGAUAACUCUCAUCCUGCUUUUCUUUAUGGAUAUGGAGGCUUCAAUAUAUCUCUCACACCAAGUUACAGUGUUUCAAGGCUUAUUUUUGUGAGACAUCUGGGUGGUGUUUUGGCUGUUGCUAACAUCAGAGGAGGAGGAGAAUAUGGAGAGAGCUGGCACAAAGGAGGUAUGCUGGAAAACAAACAGAAUUGUUUUGACGACUUUCAAUGUGCUGCUGAAGUUCUCAUCAAAAAGGGCUACACUACUUCAAAGAAACUGACCAUUAAUGGAGGCUCUAAUGGUGGUCUGUUAGUCGCGGCUUGCGUGAACCAGCGACCUGACCUCUUUGGCUGUGCUGUAGUGCAGGUUGGAGUCAUGGACAUGCUCAAGUUCCACAAGUUUACCAUUGGACAUGCGUGGACCACUGACUUCGGCUGUUCAGACUGCAAGGAGCAGUUUGAAUAUUUAAUCAAAUACUCUCCACUUCAUAAUAUUAAACUGCCAGAUGAUGGCAUUCAAUAUCCAGCAAUGUUGUUGAUGACAGCAGACCAUGAUGAUCGCGUAGUUCCUCUCCACUCUAUGAAAUUCAUAGCUACUCUACAACAUGUUGUUGGCCAGAGCCCAAAUCAGAUUAAUCCACUGUUUAUCUAUGUUGAUACCAAGGCUGGGCAUGGCGCAGGAAAACCAACUGCUAAAGUAAUUCAAGAGGUCACUGAUAUGUAUGCCUUCAUUGCAGAAACAUUGCAUCUUGAAUGGGUCAAUUGAAACAGGCUUUGUUAUCUGUGCAUAAAAUUGGUAUUGAGUAGUUUUAAAAUAUGUAAACAUUUAGAAUACAUACUAGACAUUUAAGAAUGGGACUAUCAUAAAGUGGUAUGUUCUUUGGAAAGACCUUUUGGGAUUGAAGGGUGUCUUCAGACCUCAAUAGAGUGAAUGGUCCUACAAAAUAAGAGAUGUUAAAUAAACGUAGUUAACAUUUAGCAGCUAUGUGCAGCAUUUUGAGAAUAAAUAAGACACUUAAGA
Messenger RNA from Carcharodon carcharias (great white shark), 2452 nucleotides. Its product is annotated as prolyl endopeptidase. The coding region runs from base 74 to 2197 and encodes 707 amino acids. Gene Ontology annotation, biological process: proteolysis. Gene Ontology annotation, molecular function: oligopeptidase activity; serine-type endopeptidase activity. Gene Ontology annotation, cellular component: cytosol. NCBI's taxonomy places the organism in Eukaryota, Metazoa, Chordata, Chondrichthyes, Lamniformes, Lamnidae. The transcript is spliced from 15 exons. The record is from RefSeq and is a predicted model, not a curated record.